CUCGCGGGCCCGCAGCGCCGUGACCCGGCCCGGCCUCCAGCCGCGCGGGCGCCCGGCUCGUGGCGGAGGCCCGGUCGUGGCUCUGUCCGUUGCUCGCCGUGGGCAGGUCCCGCACGCUGCAACCUCGUGCGGGGGGCCGGGGGGCGGCGGGGGGCGGCGGCCCCGGGGAAGGAGUCAGCUCCCGCCUCCGCCGCCCCGGAGCCCCGGGCCGCCUUUCUCUCUCCGCGCCUCCGCUGCGGCCGGGCGUUUGGUCUGCAGCCUUCUAGGGGAGCGGGUAGGCGAGGCUGGGAUGGGCCGGCCGGCCCGGCCCUAGGCGGUGCUGUGCAGAAAGCGGUUUCUGCAGUCAAACCCCCAAGUUAGGCUGCUUCUGCGCCCUCUAAGAACCCGGGCUCGCGACCCUUCCACACACGCUUAGAAUUGACAGCAAGGGAAAUCGACUCUGCUGUGUCCUGAAGGUCAGAUAGUCUUUCUUGGCGAGCUUCGCGUGGGUCUCUGGGGCUUUGGACCAUCUCUUGGUGACACACGGUUUCCAAGCUCGUGCUUCCAUGCACGUAGAGGUUCUGCCGGAGACUUACAUUUGGCCUCAAUGUGAAAUUUAAGUAGAAUAUCACAUCUGCGUGUGUCACUCUCAGGAUGUUGAUUCAUCGGCCGUGCCUGAAGAGGGAAGUUCUGUUCGAGAUGGCUGAUUAACAGCAAAAUCAAUGCAGAUCCUAGAUGUCAGGCGGCCCUCUGCUUGACUGGAGUGAAAAAUCCUCUUCUGAGACCACCAGAACAUCAGCUGCAAACAAUGCCCCACGCUCUAAGGAUGUCGGCAACCUGAGUCCAUGCGCCCUGUCUGCACUGUCGCUGUGGAUGGUUCACCAUCUGGAGGCUCCCCAGGCUCCUCUCCCGGCUCCAGACCUGUUUCUGAGAUGUCUCUGCUUCAUGCUUUGGGCCCAGUGCAGACCUGGCUGGGACAGGAGCUAGAGAAAUGUGGCAUUGAUGCCAUGAUCUAUACUCGCUACGUCCUCAGUCUUCUGCUGCACGACAGCUAUGACUACGACCUACAGGAACAGGAGAAGGACAUCUUCCUGGGCUGGGAAAAAGGAGCUUACAAGAAAUGGGGAAAGAGGAAGAAGAAGUGCUCGGACCUGACUCUGGAGGAGAUGAAGAAGCAGGCUGCUGUCCGGUGCCUCCGCUCGGCCUCUGACGAAAGCUCCGGCAUCGAGACUUUGGUGGAGGAACUCUGCUCCAGACUGAAGGACCUUCAAAGUAAGCAAGAAGAGAAGAUUCACAAAAAGUUAGAGGGCUCUCCCUCUCCAGAGGCAGAAUUAUCCCCAACAGCGAAGGAUCAGGUGGAAAUGUACUAUGAAGCGUUUCCACCCCUUUCCGAGAAGCCAGUCUGCCUUCAGGAGAUCAUGACCGUGUGGAACAAGUCCAAAGUCAGUUCUUACUCCAGUUCUUCGUCCUCAUCCACAGCACCCCCGGCAAGUACUGAGACAUCCUCUCCCAAGGACUGCAACAGCGAAGGGGAAGCCGUCCGGGAGCGAGGCAGUGCGGCACCUGCCACCACGCAUGAGCAAGCCCGCAGCAGAAACGAGAGAGAGAACAAGGCCAGCAACAGCACCGGCGAGGAGAAGCCUGCCCCGUACCGGAAGCAGGGCCGGCACAGAGCCGAAGGAAAGGCGCGACCGCGGUCGUGGUCCUCAGGCUCGAGCGAGGCAGGCUCCAGUUCAAGCGGCAACCAGGGCGAAUUCAAAGCAUCCACCAAGUGUGUGAAAGUAAGACACAAGACACGGGAAGUGCACAGCAAGAAAGGGCGGCACGGGCAAGGCCGGCUUCCCCUGGCGCACGGCGAGAAGGCAGAGCGGAGCCUUCCCGCCGCUGGCAAGCGGGGGCAGAGACCGUUCAAGGACGCCGGGAGGAAGGACACCGGGGGCAGUGAGAGCCGAGACCUGCCUGCGGAAAGCAGGAGCGACCGCGAGUACAAGGAGGAACCACUGUGGUACACCGAGCCCAUUGCUGAGUACUUCGUUCCUCUGAGCAGGAAAAGUAAACUGGAGACCACAUACCGGAACUGCCCAGACGCACGUGACCUGGCGGCAGAGGCGGCGGGAGAGCUGUCGGAGUCAGUGCAGGGUCUCCACGGCGGCGGCCACGAUGCCCAGCCAACAUACCUCGCAGCAGGCACUUUCAUUGAUGGUCACUUUGUAGAAAUGCCUGCGCUUCUAAAUGAGGACAUUGCCCUCACGGGGACCUCGCUCUGUUCUCUGCCAGAGGACGACAAAUACUUGGAUGAUAUUCAUCUAGCAGAAUUAACGCACUUCUAUGAAGUGGAUAUUGAUCAAUCCAUGUUGGAUCCUGGUGCCUCAGAAACAAUGCAAGGAGAAAGUCGGAUAUUGAAUAUGAUUCGACAAAAAAGCAAAGAGAAAACAGAUUUUGAGGCAGAAUGUUGCAUAGUGUUAGAUGGGAUGGAGUUGCAAGGGGAACGUGCAAUAUGGACAGAUCGUACCAGCUCCGUGGGGGCCGAGGGGCUCUUCCUGCAAGACCUCGGCAACCUGGCUCAGUUUUGGGAGUGCUGUUCGUCCAGCUCUGGAGAUGCUGACGGAGAGAGUUUUGGAGGAGACUCUCCCGUUAGACUCUCCCCUGUCUUGGACGGCACCGUGCUCAGUCCGCAUUUGCUUGCUGGCAAUCAAGAGCUCUUUACAGAUAUUAAUGAAGGAUCUGGUAUAAACUCUUGUUUUUCAGUGUUUGAAGUGCAAUGCAGUAAUUCUGUUUUACCUUUUUCUUUUGAAACACUCAACUUGGGAAAUGAAAAUACGGAUUCUAGUGCUAAUAUGCUUGGGAAAACGCAGUCUAGGCUGCUAAUAUGGACCAAAAAUAGUGCCUUUGAAGAAAAUGAACACUGUUCUAAUCUUUCGACAAGGACUUGUAGCCCGUGGUCCCAUUCAGAAGAAACACGCUCAGACAACGAGACAUUGAAUAUUCAGUUUGAAGAAUCCACGCAGUUUAAUGCAGAAGAUAUUAAUUAUGUAGUUCCUAGCGUUUCCUCAAAUUAUGUAGAUGAAGAACUUCUAGAUUUUUUGCAGGACGAAACUUGCCAGCAAAAUAGUAGAACUUUAGGAGAAAUUCCUACCUUAGUUUGCAAAACCAGAUCGAAACUAGAAUCUGUCUGUGGUAUUCAGUUAGAACAAAAAACGGAAAAUAAACCCUUUGAAGCGACACAGGUGUGUCAUGAAGGCAGCCCACCCGGAGGGGGCUACAGCUCAGGGGUGAUCAAAGAGAUUUGGACAAAGAUGGCAGAUAGGAAUUCUGUAGCUGAGGUGGACAGAGAGAGAAUGGGUGACGCGCUGUUCCCCGCAGAUGUCAAUAACUACUGCUGCUGCCUGAAUGCUGAAGCGGAGCCGGAGGCCCUCCAGGAGCCUCGCAGGGCUGUGCAGAGGUCCGAGUACCGCCUUUGGGAGGGCCAGAGAAGCACCCUGGAGAAAAGGGCUUUUGAUUCCGGGGAGCUGUCGAAGGUGGACGGAGGUGAUUACACCACCCCCUCGAAGCCUUGGGACAUGGCCGAGGAGAAAGAAAGCGCGUUUAUUCUUGGAGGAGUUUAUGGAGAAUUCAAACCUUUCCAUAGCGACGGGGAGUGGGCACUCGUGCCGCCCGGUCACACAAAGGGAAGCUUGCUGCAGUGUGCAGCUUCCGAUGUGGUGACGAUAGCGGGCACAGACGUCUUCAUGGCCCCAGGAAACAGCUUCGCUCCUGGACACAGGCAACUAUGGAAACCCUUCGUGUCAUUGGAGCCAAACGAUCCGCCGAAAAACGCAGGGGGGAACGGAUUAAACAAGGGAUUUUCUUUUAUCUUCCAUGAAGACUUCCUUGGAGCCUGUGGUAACUUCCAGGUUGAAGAUCCCGGACUUGAAUAUUCAUUCUCUUCCUUUGACUUAAGCAAUCCAUUUUCACAAGUUCUUCAUGUGGAGUGCUCCUUUGAGCCUGAAGGGAUUGCCUCUCUCAGCCCUAGUUUCAAACCGAAGUCAAUCCUCUGCUCUGAUUCCGACAGUGAAGUUUUCCAUCCCAGGAUAUGCGGUGUCGACCGAACACAGUACAGGGCUAUUCGGAUCUCUCCUCGGACUCACUUCCGCCCAAUUUCUGCUUCCGAACUGUCUCCAGGAGGGGGGAGUGAGUCGGAAUUUGAAUCUGAGAAAGACGAAGCAAAUGUUCCCAUUCCUUCUCAAGUUGACACGUUUGAAGAUCCCCAGGCAGACCUCACACCCCUGGAAGAAGACGCAGAGAAAGAAGGCCAUUAUUACGGAAAGACGGAGCUCGAGUCGGGGAAAUUCCUUCCCAGGUUAAAAAAAUCCGGGAUGGAAAAGAGUGCUCAGACAUCCCUGGAUUCGCAGGAGGAGUCCUCCGGGACCCUGCCUGCAGGGAAGCAGGGUCAGUGUUUGGAGUGCAGCCUGAAUGAGUCUCUGCAGACUGAUGAGGAACACUCAGAAGCAAACUGUAAAAUAAUGGCACAGUGUGAGGAGGAAAUGAAUAAUUUUUGCAGUUGCAGAGCAGGGUGCCAGUUUCCCGCUUAUGAAGACAACCCGGUGUCUUCAGUCCAGCUGGGAGAGUUGCCCAUGUUGCACACCGAGGAGCUCGGCGCCUCCAGACGCCCCGAGAAGCAGAGCUGGUGGGAGAAGGCCCUGUACUCGCCGCUCUUCCCCGCGUCCGAGUGCGAAGAAUGUUGUACAAAUGCCAAGGGAGAGAAUGGUCUAGAAGAAUUGCCAGACGUUAAAGAGAUGCCCAGUAAUGAAGAGCGUCUGUUAGAUUUUAAUAGGGUGUCUUCUGUCUGUGAAGCAAGGUGUACAGGAGACAGGCGCUCCGGGGCCAAAGCCAACGGCUUCUGCAGAAAGCUGUGCUCGAGCGCCAGCUCUGGCUCGGAGGACACAGCCUCGGACGGUGGGGCCGAGUGGGCCGAGCCCAUUGGCCAGAUCUUCUCUCGGACUCAUCUCUAGCCCAGAGCAGCGCUGGCCCACCCAGAGAGGCGCUGUUAAUCCCAGACAACUUCGGUUUCCUCUUCACUCGCCGUCCGCCAUCGCGAUACUCUUUCUCUUCUUGCUUCCUUUAGCGUGAGGACAGCUAUCGUGGUGAAGAUUCUUUCCCAAGCUGUUGAGUCUUGGCUCUUUGAAAUAGACUAGAUCGUGUUGUCCAGUGCAGAGUGGGGGUGCAUGUGCUUGUCCUCCGACAGCCCUUCCGCAUCUGCGCCAAGCGCGCCAGCCUCCAGCCCUCACCUGAGAACUGGGAUGGAAGUGCGUGCCUGCGAUGGAGCGGGCCUUCUGGAGGCAGGAGGGGAGCGCGGGCGUCUCGGCCAGGGUCUGUGGGCAUGGCGAGGGCGGCCACAGAAGCAUCGUGGAGGAGACGAUGUCCGUGACCGCCAAGGAUUUGGGGUGUGGGCGCACAGCCGAGUGGGGCUCGAGUCACCCACGUGUUGUCACUGCAGUUUAUUUCUCCAGACGCCGUCCAGGGUGAUUGUGGUGGGUCUUAAAAUGCAAUGAGAGCAUGGCUUGCAGGUCACAUUUCCAGUCAUCUUCAGUCCACUGAGGCCCUCUAGACUGGACGUUGUCAGCGGCCCCCCAGCACCCCAAAGAAACCCUGGCUGCUGCAGCUUGUCACUGUGUCUGUGGCUGGUCAGAGCGUGGAUCCCUUUUGUGUUUGAGAGUGCCUGGGCAUAGGGUGUGUGGGUGGGUGUCUGUGAGCAUGUGUGAAGGGGUGUGUCUGCGGGCGUGUGUGGGGGCGUGUGAGGGGGUUGUGUGGGUGGGUGGGGGUGGCAGAGCAGCCUUUGUUCCUGCUGGUGUGAUUGCGCCCUGGGAGCCAUGGGACUGCCUUUCUGUCUCACGUAGGAACCCAGCGUCAGCACCUUCUGUUAGGAACCCAGUGUCAGCACCUUCCCUUAGGAACCUAGUGUCAGUACCUUGUGUUAGGAACUCAGCAUCAGCACCUUCCCUUAGAAACCCAGCAUCAGUACAUUGUGUUAGGAACCCAGCAUCAGCACCUUUCGUUAGAAUCCAAGCGUCAGUACAUUGUGUUAGGAACUAAGCAUCAGCUCCUUCCCUUAGGAACCCAGCAUCAGUACCUUGUGUUAGGAACCCAGCGUCAGCACCUUCUCUUGGGAACCCAGCAUCAGUACUUUGUGUUAGGAACCCAGUGUCAGCACCUUCUGUUAGAAACCCAAAGUCAGUCCCUUCCAUUAGGAACCCAGCGUCAGUACCUUGUGUUAGGAACCCAGCGUCAGUCCCUUCCCUUAGGAACCCAGCGUCAGUACUUUGUGUAAGGAACCCAGUGUCAGCACCUUCCCUUAGGAACCCAACAUCAGCACCUUCUGUCCUGGCCCUCUCUGUCCCCAGUGCUCCUCCAGCUGCAGGCCACAGUGGCGGGCUAAAGCUCGGAGGAGCUGUUAGCAGAACCUGAGCAUUUUGCGUUGUCUUGGUUUAACCAACCAGCUCACUGUUGGUUUGAGACGUUCCCACCGUGUGAAGUCAGCGUAGUGUGUGGGGGGCCAGGAAGUCUCCCAGGUAUCCCUCGGCCGCAGGAAGCGUGCACUGGCCAGGCUGAGAACAGACGGUCUGCUCUGCGCACUGCGCGCCGCUGCCUCUCUCCCAGAAGACGACACUGCUGACUUCAGCUGGGCAGGGUCCCCGGGGUCCCCGCAGGCACUGGGGUCUCUGCAGCGCAUCCUCUGACUCUUCCAAGUGGGGUGUGUGUGUGCGUGCGUGCGCCGUGUGGAAGGUUUUACGUUGCUGUUAUUUAUUUACAGACUUUAAGGUUUUAUGUAUUUUUCUUCUGGAGCUUCCUAAGAAUUGAUCAGCAUCUGCACUGAAAUAUAAUUUAACAGCUAAGGGCAAAAAACAAAUUGGAAGUUGUAAAUCCUUCGAGUGGCCAUGGUGAUGGUCACCCUAGCUGUGGUUGCUUAUAGCAGAGACCAAAUGCACUCCGGCCCGGCCUCGGGCACCCUUCCUCGGGGAAGGCGAGGCACGGACGGGGCAGGUCAGCUGUUUGUGUUCCUCACUCUGUGGCUGAGGCCUGGCGGCUUCCAGCGGCAGUUGAGAGUUUGGGUUGUUGUUUUGGUUUUUCUUUUCUUUUUCUUUCUUUCCUUAUUAUUUUUUUCUUUCUUUCUUCCUUUUUUUUUUUUUUGUGAAUGAUCACAAAGAAAAAGCAUUGUUGAAAAAAUUGGCCAAACGCUGAGACGCACUGUGGUACGAGGCGCGUUGCGUAGCGUGGCGCUGGGGGACGGUUUCCGCCUGGAGACUUGUCUUCCCUGUGGUUGUACCGUUCUGAUUUCACGUACACCAGAGUAACUGAUUUUUUUGUUUUCUUGUGGAGUUAACACCAAAUAAAAAAACAAAAACCCUUUAAAA
Sorex araneus (European shrew) is the source of this 7370-nucleotide messenger RNA. RefSeq names its product KIAA0232 ortholog. The record is from RefSeq and is a predicted model, not a curated record. The transcript has 9 exons. The coding region runs from base 825 to 4970 and encodes 1381 amino acids. Lineage: Eukaryota; Metazoa; Chordata; Mammalia; Eulipotyphla; Soricidae.